AUGGAAGGAAAAACUAGUCACGCAGAAAGCUGCAUAAAAGCAAUUGCGACUAAUGCUGCUAUUGGCGGCUUAGUAGGACUUGGCUUAGGAUUAAUUUUGGCAAAAACUAAAAGAUUGCCAUUUGUGUUGUAUGGAGCUGGGUUCGGGACUGGGAUAACUAAACCAAAAUGCGAGCCUCUGAUGGAGAGAAUGAAAGCUAAGGUUAGUAACUAA
Molecule: messenger RNA, 213 nt
Organism: Blepharisma stoltei
Lineage: Eukaryota; Ciliophora; Heterotrichea; Heterotrichida; Blepharismidae
Source: the annotation of a GenBank genome assembly